This is a messenger RNA of Manihot esculenta (cassava), 917 nucleotides long. RefSeq names its product zinc finger BED domain-containing protein DAYSLEEPER-like. The coding region runs from base 53 to 748 and encodes 231 amino acids. NCBI's taxonomy places the organism in Eukaryota, Viridiplantae, Streptophyta, Magnoliopsida, Malpighiales, Euphorbiaceae. The transcript is spliced from 3 exons. The record is from RefSeq and is a predicted model, not a curated record. Gene Ontology annotation, molecular function: protein dimerization activity; DNA binding.
UUCAUUCAAUAAAAAAUUAUUAGAUGAAGCACAUGAAAAUGGGAAUAUUUAUAUGAAAGUCAUGGUUGGUAAGAUGAAAUGUAAAUUUGAUAAGUAUUGGGGUGAUUGUAAUUUGUUGAUUUCUCUAGCAGCUAUAUUAGAUCCAAGAAAUAAGAUGAAAUUGAUUGAAUGGAGUUUUCCAGAAAUAUAUUCUGAGUUUGAUUCUGAUGAGCAUAUUACAACUGUGAUGGAGACAUUGCGCAUGCUUUAUAAUGAAUAUGUAGAUGCUCAUAAAACAAAAAGUAUUGGAUCAAAAAUUAGUAGUGGUGAAACUCAAAAAGAAGGAUCUAGUUGUAUUAUAAGUGGAAAAGGGAAAAUCAGAGGAAGAGCACAAUUUUAUAGCUAUAUUAGGAAUGUUGAUUGUGUGAUUGAGCAACCAAAGUCUGAAUUAGAUGUGUAUUUGGAAGAAGGUGUUCAUAUUUGUCAAGAUGAUUCUAACUUUGAUGCCUUAGAAUGGUGGAAGAUGAACAACAUGAAAUUUAGGAUAUUAUCAAAGAUGGCUCGUGAUAUACUAUCAAUUCCUAUAACAACUGUUGCUUCAGAAUCUGCUUUUAGUGCUGGAGGUAGAAUUAUUGAUCCACAUAGAGCAUCAUUGGGAGCAGAAACUGUUCAAGUUUUAACUUGUGGAGCUGAUUGGUUGCGAGCAUUUUAUAGCAUCAAGAGAAAAAAGAAGGAUAAAGAUGAUAUUCAAGAGGUCAUACUACCUUAGUGGUUGGAUCCUUAACAUUCAACUUUGUUGUUAUAAUUAUUUUUCAGGUUAUAUGGACGUUGAAGUUGAAAUUCAAGUUAACUAGUUGAACAAGUAUGAAGAUAAUUAUGAAGAUAAUUAAAUUAUAUUAGCUUGUUUCAACUGUUGGAAGUUGGAAUCAACUUUAUUC